Messenger RNA from Pogoniulus pusillus (Red-fronted tinkerbird), 3143 nucleotides. It is a transcript of the gene OBI1, whose product is annotated as ORC ubiquitin ligase 1. The record is from RefSeq and is a predicted model, not a curated record. The transcript is spliced from 6 exons. Gene Ontology annotation, molecular function: ubiquitin-protein transferase activity. Gene Ontology annotation, biological process: regulation of DNA replication; protein monoubiquitination. NCBI's taxonomy places the organism in Eukaryota, Metazoa, Chordata, Aves, Piciformes, Lybiidae. Bases 72 to 2213 code for a protein of 713 amino acids.
GCGGGGCCGCCGCUGCCGCGGCCGUGAGCCUGCGUGUGGGACUGCCGCGCUGGUGGCGCCGGGCCGCCGCCAUGGCGCAGCACGGGCCCAGCGUCACGCUGGCCCUCACGCUGCCCAUCACCUGCCACAUCUGCCUGGGCAAGGUCCGUCACCCAGUCAUCUGUGUCAACAACCACGUGUUCUGCUCCAUUUGUAUUGAAGUGUGGCUGAAGAACAAUAAUCAGUGCCCAGCUUGCAGGAUUCCCAUCACACCUGAAAAUCCUUGCAAGGAAAUUAUAGGAGGAACGAGUGAAAGUGAUCCUGUAUUUAGUCCAACAGUCAGAAAACACCUACGUAAAGCAAGGCUUGAAUUGCUCCACAAAGAGUAUGAGGAUGAAAUAGAAUCGUUGCAAAAGGAAGUGGAAUAUCUGAAAGGUAAAAACCUAGGUUUACAGAUACAGCUGAAAUCUCUUCUGGAUCCUACAGCAUCAGCUUUGUCUUGCCAAAAUGAGAAAACUAGCCAGUCAGCAAAUGAAGCAAGCACCAGUGGCCCAGAAACCCCAGAGGAAUGGAGUAAAAAGUUGAAAACCGCCCAUGAUGUAUAUGAAAAAGUGAUGGAUAAUGUGGAAAAGCUAAAAGAGGCAAAUAAGAAACUGAGCAUGGAAAACAAUAGCCUUUUAAGAGAGAAUUUGCGCCUAAAAGCUGAAGUUGAUAGUAGAUCACCCCAAAAGUUUAGUAGGUUUACAGUAGCUGCACUUCAGAGCAGAGUAGAACAAAGUGAACGUGAAAUCGGCCGUCUGAGAAAGGCAUUGGAAAGAAGUGACAAAUACAUUGAAGAGAUGGAGUAUCAACUGCUCCAGCUGAAAAAUGCAGGGGAAGGAGCCCAGGCAGGAGGCGCGCCCGGCGAGACAACGCUUCCCACGGACACUGAAGGAGCUGAAAGCGGUGAGGAUACAACAUGCCUGAAAACCCAAGCUGAGAAGAAAAAAGCUUUGACUAGCAGUCAAAGCCCUGACAGUCUCGAGCGGCUAAAAAGUGGGGCAACUUGUUCCGGCUCUACCAGUCAAGGCAGUUCAGAUGGCUCAAAUACUCAGUGCCCCCCAAAGAAAGAACUGUUUCCACGAUGUCCUGGGGUUCUCCUGGAUGAAAAUGCUACAAAUAUGGAUGCCUGCUUAGAGGAGCAGUGGAAUAAAAUUGAGCAAUGUACCUCAUACAAGGACGAAGAACUUUACGACCUUCCACCACCAUGCACUCCUUUUCUGUCUCUCAGUCGCCUUCGGUUGACCACUCCUGAGGGAAAAGAAAGUGCAAGGAAACCAUCCCCGUUCCUGAGAAAACUGAAGUGUGAGGAGUUUUGUGACACACCAGAUAACUGUAGCAAAGCGUCUCCAGAGCACAGCACAGGCAACUGUAAUAGCAAAAAGAAGUUAAACUGUUUUGCUACAGGAAAAUCAGGGUUUUGGGAGACAUGCCAAACAGAUUUUGCUGAGAACUUAGAUUUUGAUGGAUCGGAGCACAGUUCAGUAGCUGGUCAGUCAGAUGAGCCACCAGCAAAGUCCAGUGAUAAAACAAGUUCCUGCUUACCUAAAAGGUUACAUAGUCUCUGCUCUUCUGAGAUGAAUCGCACAAGAACCUCCAGUGAGGCAUCUAUGGAUGCUGCCUACCUGGAUAAAAUCUCUGAGCUGGACUCAAUGAUGUCCGAAUCAGACAACAGCAAGAGUCCAUGCUAUAACUUCAAGUCCCCUGAUCUAGAUAGUUCUUCAAAGUCAGCAGAGCCCUCUAAGCUACUGCAUGAAACUGAGAAGAAAGUAGAAGAGAUGAAAGAAGAACAAAGUAUCAAGUGUGCAGAGACAAGCGAUCUAGCAGUUGACAGAGCUGGGUGGAAGCCUGUUACAUUUUCCAUCCUCUCCCCGUCUGAGCAAGAUAGGAAUGACCACUUUCCACUGUUUACAGGCCAAAACUUAGGGGCUGGUGAUACCAAACCUCCAAACUGUUUAUUUCAGAGAGACUUUUCCCAGAGUUUGCUCUUCAGUAACUCACAAAGGUCGUCUGAGGAACAAAAAUUUGGUUCCUGCUUUUUAAAGACGUCAUCUGACCUGCAAAAUCAGCUUAAUCCUCCUUGGCUGUCUUCCUUUGUAGCUGAAAGAAAAAACAAAAACAUCAGUCAGUCGACCAAGAGGAAAAUUCAGAACUGCCUUUCCAGUGCUAGCCCCUCAAAAACCACCAAAAACUGACUCUGCUUGGAAAUGGAACAUGACUCAAAGGCUUCAACCUGCAAAUGUUUAAUAUUUACAGGUGAACUUAAUUUUUAAUGACUUCCAUGCAAUCUGAUCCUGUCUUGUGCGACUGUGUGAAAACUGAAUGUUCCCUUGCCCAUUACAAACGCUUUCCUAGGGAAGGGCCAUUCCAGAGGCUUUCUUUGGCUGGGCUUUUUUUUACUUGGGGGCUCGGGGGGGUUUUGUUGUUGUUUUCAGGUUAUGUGAUCUUCCAAUGGUGACCAGAGCUAAUUGCUCCCUUGAACAGGACGGGUUUAAGUGGUCUUGUCAAAUAAGUCAUGUAUGUAGAAAUGUGUUUUAAAGGUUCUGUUUCUCAUUCCUGAAGAUUACAUUUUGUGCUUGUAAGGCAGCUAGUAGCUGUAUGUCCUAUGGAUUCAUUAAAUUGCUAUAAAACAGUGUCAGUUUUGCCAUAAGACUUGCCUCCCAGAGGAAACGUUGGUGCUCAAACUGUUUCAUAGCACUGUACUAAAACUUGGGUUAUGUGGGUGUAAGGUAAAGAGCUUUUUUUUUUCAGUUACAGCAUUUCACUUAGAAAGUGACUCUUUAACACUCCAGACAUAGCUCCUAUUCCUUGAUUUCACUUAGAAAGUGUCUCCAACACUCCAGACAUAGCUCCUAUUCCUUGAUUUCACUUGGAAAGUGUCUCCAACACUCCAGACAUAGCUUUUAUUCCUUGAAGUCAGGCAGAGUUUUUAAUUUCAUUCCCCAAAAGCAUUAUUAUUCCAAAGGUGUUCAGUAUGCCUGGAUAGACCAUAAAAAUGGGUUUGUAUGCUAAUGGCUUGUUUACCUAAUGUGCACUGAACAUUUUACAUUAAUACUGUACCAUUUUGCAUUAAUACUGCAUGCUUUUCUAUGUGAAUUGAAUAAAACAUGGUAUCAGCAGUGUAA